AUGCCGAAGCUGCGCGUAGUUGUCGUGCCGGCCAUCACAAAUGAUGCCCUGACUUGUUUGUAUCUGGGUGGACUCUCGUCAUCUACCAGCAUCAAGACGCGUCUGCCCACCGGCAGUGAUCUUGAAGAUAUCCUUGACUUAUCCCGCGGCCCAAUUCUCUUUGGUAGCUUUGACGGCGUCGAAGUCUUCACACAUCUAUGGCUUCAUAAACUCACCUCGGUGCCACUUCGAUCUGAGGUCAAGUUUGAUCCAAGCCUGCUGCAGAUAAUUUUUGACUCCCUCCAUGCUUUCAGGAACCUCCAGUGCAUACGUGUAUCCAAAUCCUCCGAUUUCACUUUCGGGUUGCGGACAUCGCAUUGGCGAGGCGACCUGGAAGAAAUCGGAGAAGCAUGGUCCUAUAUUGAGGUGUUGCUCCUCAACGAGACAUAUGGGAGCAUGUCUGGCGCGGCACAUAUGUCACUGUGGAUUUCACUAUCCGAGGUCGUCAGAUUCGUCGGGUGUUACCCUUGCUUGAAGAAACUUUGCAUUGGUAUUACAAUUAGUUCCGUGGAUUAUGACUAUGACAUUAAAGGGCAAGCCUACGUGCCCUCGAGCGCUGUGACUCAAGUAGCAAAACGCGGGCUACAGAAUAUACGAUUCCGCCUACGCCUUUCAGACUCCCGCUCAUAUAUUCUCGACGAGCAUAUCAAUCACGCGUUCUCAGGCCCCGGCUUUUUCGCUAGCUCCUCGAAGACACUCGAGCCAACCACACAUUUGCGCAGCUGGAAUACCAAUUUAUCCAGACAGAUGGACUGCGAGAAAAGGGGGACCAUAUGA
Suillus subaureus is the source of this 816-nucleotide messenger RNA. RefSeq lists its product as uncharacterized. NCBI's taxonomy places the organism in Eukaryota, Fungi, Basidiomycota, Agaricomycetes, Boletales, Suillaceae. The record is from RefSeq and is a predicted model, not a curated record. The coding region runs from base 1 to 816 and encodes 271 amino acids. The transcript has 5 exons.